Fonticula alba is the source of this 1673-nucleotide messenger RNA. RefSeq lists its product as hypothetical. NCBI's taxonomy places the organism in Eukaryota, Rotosphaerida, Fonticulaceae. The record is from RefSeq and is a predicted model, not a curated record. The transcript has 4 exons. Gene Ontology annotation, biological process: translational termination. The coding region runs from base 113 to 1522 and encodes 469 amino acids. Gene Ontology annotation, molecular function: translation release factor activity.
CCCCCCCCCCCUCUCCCUCCACCUGCUCACCUCUCCUGCGUGCGAAGGCACGUGUGCACCCGGUUACACAAGAUCCUCUUCCCCCUUCUCGACGUCCAUCUAUCCUACACAUAUGCUCGUGGCAUUGCGUACGGGCCUUCUCGCCGUCACUCGGGCCCGCAUGGUGGCCAUCAGGCCGACUGCGGCUCCCUUGUCGACCGAUCCUCCAGGCCGGGGGAUUGUGUCCCUUUUUUCGGCCCGGCUUUCCUCGCACGCGCGCACGUCUGGCGAUCUGCCCGGCCUGUUGGAGCAGCUGACCCCCUUUGAGGCCCAGUCGCAAGAGGCCUUUGACCAGGUGUCGGGGCUGAUCCAUUUGCCGAUCUUGCGCCUUCGAGUGCAAGCCAACGAGCAGGAGCUGGAGCUGGCGUACAGCCGCAUGGCCGAGGGCGAUGGCCUGUCGGCCAGCGGGGACGGCGGUGGCCUCCGGCGGCGCAUCGAGCUCGAGCGUCAGUUGGCCAAAGACCGCGUGAUGGUCCAGCGCAUGGAUGAGCUCCUGACUGAGCGAGCCGACAUUUGCGAGCUUGCCGACAUGCUGCAGGCCAUGUAUGCCGACAUGCGUCCUGAUGCGGCGGAUGCCGCGGCCGAGGUGGCCGCCGUGGGGGCUUUGUCCAUGGAACUGCACGCUCGGGCGCAGGCAUUCCACAGCGCCUUGAGCCGAGUUCGGCAGGGGAUUCUCUUCUCCGGCGAGGCGGAUGCCUCUGGCUGUUUCCUGUCUCUGAAUGCCGGCAACGGCGGUGUCGAUAGCCAAUCCUUCACGCAAAUGCUGCUGGACAUGUAUCGUGGAUGGGCCUCGGCCCGGGGCCUGCGGCAGGAGUUGAUUGACAGCGCGCCCGGCGAGCGGCCCGACACCCUACGCAAUGCCACGUUGCUGAUUCAUGCUGAUGAACGGGCCGAUGCCGAGGGCGGCCCAUAUGGUUGGUUGCGCGGGGAGGCUGGUGUCCAUCGGCUGGUGCGGAAUUCCCCUUUCGACGAAGGUCGCCGCCACACGAGCUUUGCUUCGGUCGGGGUUGCGCCUCACUCGCUGGAUGAAGGGGGCCACGAGGACCCGGAGCUGUCGAUCGAUGCGCGGUAUCUACACAUCGAGACGACGACCUCGCGCGGGGCCGGCGGCCAGCAUGUCAACAAGACCGAGUCGGCUGUCCGCAUGACACACCUGCCGACCGGGAUUGUCAUCACCAUCCAGCAGGAGCGCUCGCAGCAUCGGAAUCGGGCAUUGGCACUGUCUCUGCUGCGUGCGCGAUUGCUCGAGCGGCACCUGCAUAAAAAACGUCUGGAGGAGAGCCUCCGCCGGAGUGACAUGACCUCCAACUCCUUCGGUGGCCAAGUGCGCUCCUAUGUGCUGAACCCCUAUCAACUUAUCAAGGACAACCGGACCAACCACGAAACGUCCCAAGUGCAUGCGGUGCUUUCCGGCGAUCUCGAUGAGUUCCUGAUCAAGUCUCUCGAGCUCGAGGCUGCCGCCACGGUUGGAGGAAAGGACUAGCCCUCUUCUUCAUGCUUCACACAUAAAUCCCUUCGGAUGCAUUCCCUUCUCCUACCCCCCUCCCCCCAUUGUGGAUCUCUCUUCCCUCUUCCUUCCUUUCUCUCCCGCCCCCCCCCCCGGCACAUAUCCAAUAGACCUAGACACAUAUGCA